AUAACUUGGCCCGGCCCUAACCCGGCCCGUUGAAAAACUACUUGACUCGAUGAAAUGUAGCCUGAGAUUUUCUCUCCACGGCGUCUGCACUUAAAAGAGGUUGAAAUGGAUCAACCAACUGAUUUUCCAGUCUGUCACAAAAAUCUCUCCGUGGAUAUUAAGGGAAAUAAAACAGACGUAUUGCUCUGCAGCUACGAAGAUCACUUUCUAGUUAUGGCGACCCAGAUAGGAAGUAUGGGAACAAUACUAAAUCCAAGGAAGGAAGAAGGCAUGUCAGUCAAUCCAACUUUCAAUGUGUCAGUUAUAUUUGGUAAACGAGAUGAGCCGAUGCUGGUAGCAUGCGCACGCCAACUGAUCGAGCACAUAAGUAGCUGUGGUUCAUCUAGGCCGUUGGUGCUCUCUCUCGGUCUCAAGGACCACUCUCUGGAGACGCUGAAAGACAUUGUUUCUGUUGUCAUCGAGAAUCGCCUUUGGUAAGAUCUACAUCGCCGUCAUUUCGAUAAUUUUAGGAACUGAUUUUGUAGUUAGCCCGACUGUAAAAUUUUCAU
Messenger RNA from Magnolia sinica, 548 nucleotides. RefSeq lists its product as uncharacterized. The record is from RefSeq and is a predicted model, not a curated record. The transcript is spliced from 8 exons. Bases 106 to 477 code for a protein of 123 amino acids. Gene Ontology annotation, biological process: proteasome assembly. Lineage: Eukaryota; Viridiplantae; Streptophyta; Magnoliopsida; Magnoliales; Magnoliaceae.